Messenger RNA from Cicer arietinum (chickpea), 7698 nucleotides. Lineage: Eukaryota; Viridiplantae; Streptophyta; Magnoliopsida; Fabales; Fabaceae. The record is from RefSeq and is a predicted model, not a curated record.
ACAGUACACUUGUUCUCUUAUCCCUUUGGUUUGUUUCUUUGAUCGGCACAUUUGACUUCCCUUUUCUGUUUAGUCAUUCAACAAUUAGUUAAUUCUGUUUCAACUAAUCUCGUCCAUGUCUUCCUCUAAUAAUUUUACAAAAAAGACAAGAUCAAGAGCAAUAAAUCCCCGAAGAAGAUAUCUAAGAUCCCAAAAAAGUAUUUAUGAAGUGUUCUUAAGUUUCAGAGGGGAAGACACUCGUGCUUCCUUCAUUUCACAUCUCUAUGCUUCUCUUCAAAACGAAGCAAUUAACGUUUUUAUGGACGAUGAGUCUCUUCGAAGAGGAGAUCAACUUUCAACAUCACUACUUCGAGCAAUUCAAGAGUCUCAAAUUUCUGUUAUUGUUUUCUCAAGAAAAUACGCCGAUUCUCGAUGGUGUUUGGAUGAGUUGGUGGAUAUAAUGGACUGUCACAGAGUCAUAGGCCAAAAUGUUCUGCCGGUCUUCUACGGAGUAGAUCCAUCUGAAGUACGUCAUCAAACUGGCGAAUUCGGAAAAGCAUUUACAAAUCUUUUGAAUAGAAUUUCAGAAGAGGAGGAGGAGGAGGAGGAGGAGGAAGAGGAAGAAGAAGAAGAAGAAGAUGAUGAUGAAUCCAUGGUUGACUCAACUCGUCAGGAGCUGGAAUGGAGGGCGGUUCUUCGUGAGGCGGCUGGCCUUGCUGGGUUCGUAGUCCUAAAUUCUAGGAAUGAAAGUGAGGCUAUCAAGGGUAUUGUUGAGAAUGUUACACGUUUGCUUGACAAGACAGACUUGUUCAUUGCUAAUAAUCCAGUGGGAGUUGAAUCUCGUGUUCAAGAUAUGAUUCAAUUGCUAGACCAAGAUAUUGAACAAUUAAAUGAUGUUCUACUACUAGGGAUGUGGGGUAUGGGAGGAGUUGGAAAAACAACCAUUGCGAAAGCUAUUUAUAAUAAAAUAGGCCGCAAUUUUGAGGGCAGAAGCUUCCUUGCUAAUAUUAGGGAAGUUUGGGAGGAAAAUGUUGGACAAGUGAAUUUACAAGAACAGCUUCUCUUUGAUAUCUUCAAGCAAAUGACAACCAAAAUACAAAGCAUUGAAUAUGGAAAAGUCAUAUUAAAGGACAAACUCUGCCAUAAAAGAGUACUAAUUGUACUUGAUGAUGUCAAUUCAUUGGACCAACUAAAUGCUUUGUGUGGAAGUCGUAAAUGGUUUGGUUCAGGGAGUAGAAUAAUCAUCACAACUAGAGAUAUGCAUAUACUUAGAGGGAAUAGGGUUGAUAAAGUAUACAAAAUGAAAAAAAUGGAUGAAAAUGAAUCAAUUGAGCUUUUUAGUUGGCAUGCAUUCAAGCAAUCGAUUCCUCAAGAAGGUUUUGCUGAAAUUUCUAGAAAGGUAGUUGAGUAUUCUGGGGGAUUACCACUCGCUAUGGAAGUCCUUGGGUCAUAUUUGUUUGAUAGGGAAUUAACAGAGUGGCAAUGUGUAUUGGAGAAGCUUAAAAGAAUUCCUAAUGAUCAAGUACAAAAGAAGCUCAAAAUAAGCUAUGACGGCUUAAAAGAUGAUACUGAGAAAGAAAUAUUCCUUGAUGUAGCUUGUUUCUUUAUUGGGAUGGACCGAAAUGAUGUUACACUUAUAUUAAAUGGAUGUGGACUUUUUGCAAAAAUUGGAAUAAGUAUCCUUAUUGAGCGAAGCCUUGUAACUGUUGAUGAUAAGAAUAAACUUGGAAUGCAUGAUUUGUUGCGAGAUAUGGGAAGAGAAAUCAUUCGUGAGAAAUCACCAGAGGAGCUUGAGGAGCGUUGCAGGUUGUGGUUUCAUGAGGACGUGUUCCAUGUAUUAUCAGAACAAACUGGAACAAAAGCUAUUAAGGGGAUGGCUUUGAAGUUGCCAAGUGCUAAUGCAAAAUGUUAUAGUACUAAAUCAUUCAAGAAGAUGAAGAGACUCAGAUUGCUUCAACUUGCUGGAGUGAAACUUGAUGGAGAUUUUGAAUAUCUUUCAAGAAAUCUGAGAUGGCUGUCUUGGCAUGGAUUUUCUUUAACACAUAUACCUACAAACUUUUAUAGAGAAAAUUUAGUUUCCCUCGAGUUAGAGAAUAGCAAUGUCAAACUUCUGUGGAAAGAGGCUCAGAGGAUGGAGAAGCUGAAAAUUCUCAAUCUCAGUCAUUCUCAUUGUCUGACACACACUCCAGACUUUUCAUACUUGCCUAAUCUUGAAAAAUUAAUACUCACAGAUUGCUCCAGGUUAUGUGAGGUUUCUCCUAGCAUUGAACAUCUGAGCGAAAUUCUUCUAAUAGAUUUGGAGGAUUGUGUUAGCCUUCGUAGCCUCCCAAGAAGCAUCUAUAAGUUGAAAUCUUUGAAAACUCUCAUUCUUUCUGGGUGUUCACAGAUUGACAAGUUGGAAGAGGACUUGGAGCAGAUGGAAUCUUUAACCACUCUACUUGCAAAUAACACUGCAAUAACAAAAGUGCCAUUUUCAAUAGUAAGGUCAAAAAGCAUUGGAUUUAUUUCUCUGUGUGGCUAUGAAGGAUUUUCACAUGAUGUGUUUCCAUCUAUCAUUUGGUCUUGGAUGUCACCGACAAAUAAUCUCCCAUCCCUGUUUCAAACAUCUGUUGCCGCAUCAACUCUUGUUUCUUUAGAUGUACCAUGUAGUAGUUCCAAUGAACUAUCAUCUUUUUCUAACCACCUUCCAACACUUCGAAGUCUUUGGGUGGAUUGCGACUCCGAAGAUCAACUUUCUCUCGAUGCAAAAAUAAUUUUAGAUGCUUUGCAUGCCACAGUUUCUAAGGAAUUUGAAUUAACUGCAAAUACAUCACAAGUAUCAAAACAUUCCUUGAAGUCUCUUUUUAUUCAAAUGGGAAUGAAUUGUCAAGUCACCAAUAUUCUGAACGAUAAAAUUUUACAGAAUAUGGAUGUCAAUGAGGAUUGCGGUUGUUUGCUCCCUGGAAAUAGUUAUCCAGAUUGGUUAACCUUUAGUUGUGAAGGUUCUUCUGUAACUUUUGAAGCCACCAUUCAACUCUAUAAAGGUGAGGCAUUGGUCUCUUUUGAUGAAGAGGAGGGGCAAAGGGUAAUAUCAAGUAUGGAACCCGGUAACAAAGUGGAGGUUGUUGUUGUUUUUGAGAAAUGUUUCAUUGUAAAGAAGACAAUAAUUUAUCUUGCAUAUGAUGAACCAAAUUGCAAAAGAAUGGAGUUAUAUCAUGCACCGGAUUUGGAUGUCAUUUCUCGUAGUGGCGAUGAAAGUGAACACUCUAUACUGGGAAGAGAAACAUGUCUCAAUCAUAAUUCUAAACUAAGAGAAAAAUUCAAACGGACAUUUACUUCAACUAAUUUAUCAAUUCUCUUUUAUCUUAUCUUAAUUCAUCUCAUCCAUCCACCAACAAAUUCAACCAUGUAUUCUCAGGAAGAUUACACAGAAAAAGAUUUGGAUGAAAGGGCAGAAGAAUUUAUUCGUGACUUUAAGAGAAUAGUGAUGCGUGAAAAUGAAGUGUUCUUAAGUUUUAGAGGAGAAGAUACUCGUGCAUCAUUCACUUCACAUCUCUAUGCUUCAUUUCGAAAUGAAGGAAUCAACGUUUUUAGGGAUGAUGAUUCGCUUCGAAGAGGAGAUCAAAUUUCAUAUAAAAUUGAUCUAGCAAUCCAAGGAUCUCAAAUUGCUGUUAUUGUUUUCUCAAGAAAUUACGCCGAUUCGCGGUGGUGUUUGGAUGAGUUGGUGAAGAUAAUGGAAUGUCGAAGAACCAUAGGACAGGUGGUGCUUCCGGUGUUCUACGGUGUAGAUCCAUCGGAAGUUCGUCACCAAACUGGUGAAUUUGGAAUUGCGUUUCAAAGUUUGUUGAGUAGAAUUUCAAAGAAGGAAGGAAUUUAUGAUAGGUUUGGAAAAACAGUUAGAUAUGUUUUGAAUAGUUUGUUAGUGUAUAAAGAGGAAUCAUUGGAUGAGGUGCUGACCUGGAGAGCUGCGCUUUGUGAGGCAGCCGGGCUUGCAGGAUUUGUAGUACUAAAUUCCAGGAACGAAACAGAGGCUAUCAAGAAUAUUGUUGGAAAAGUUACACGUUUACUAGACAAGGCAGACUUGUUCGUUGCUAAUAAUCCAGUGGGAGUUGAACCUCGAGUGCAAGAAAUGAUUCGACUGCUAAACAUCCAACAAUCAAAUGAUGUUCUAAUAUUAGGGAUGUGGGGCAUGGGAGGAAUUGGCAAAACCACCAUUGCGAAAGCCAUAUACAAUAAAAUUGGCCGCGAUUUUGAAGGUAGGAGCUUCCUUGCAAAUGUUAGGGAAGUUUGGGAGCAAAAUGCUGGACAAGUGUCCUUACAAGAACAACUUCUCUAUGAUAUUUGCCAAGAAACAACAACUAAGAUACAAAACAUUGAGGCAGGAAAAAUUAUAUUAAAGGAUAGACUAUGCCGUAAAAGAGUACUUCUUGUACUUGAUGAUGUGCAUACAUUGGAUCAAUUGAAUGCUUUAUGUGGAAGUCGUCAAUGGUUUGGCUCAGGAAGUAGAAUAGUUAUCACAACUAGAGAUAUGCAUAUACUUAGAGGGAAUAGAGUUGACCAAAUAUACACAAUGAAAGAAAUGAAUGAACGUGAAUCAAUCGAGCUUUUUAGUUGGCAUGCAUUCAAGCAACCGAGGCCUAGAAAAGAUUUUGAUAAACUUUCCAAAACUGUAGUUGAGUAUUCUGGGAAAUUGCCUCUAGCUCUGGAAGUCCUUGGGUCAUAUCUGUUUGAUAGGGGGAUAACACAGUGGAAGUGUGUAUUGGACAAACUCAAAAGAAUUCCCAAUGACCAUGUACAGAAGAAGUUAAAAAUAAGCUAUGAUGGUUUAAAUGAUGAUACUGAGAAAGAAAUAUUCCUUGACAUAGCUUGUUUCUUUAUUGGGAUGGACCGAAAUGAUGUUAUACAUAUAUUAAAUGGUUGUGAACUUUAUGCAGAAAUUGGAAUAAAUGUCCUUGUGGAGCGAAGUCUUGUGAACGUAGAUGAUAGGAACAGGCUUAGAAUGCAUGAUUUGCUGCGAGAUAUGGGAAGAGAAAUCAUUCGUGAGAAAUCACCAAAGGAGCCUGGGGAGCGUAGCAGGUUGUGGUUUAGUAAGGAUGUGUUUGAUGUACUAUAUGAACAAACUGGAACAAAAGUUGUUGAAGGACUGGCUUUGGUGUUGCCAAGAGCUAAUGCAAAAUGUUUUAGUACUAAAGUAUUUAAAAAGAUGAUGAGACUCAGAUUGCUUAAUCUUGCCGGAGUACAACUUGAUGGAGAUUUUGAAUACCUUUCAAGAAAUCUGAGAUGGCUUUCAUGGAAUGGAUUUCCUUUAGCAUGCAUACCUACAAGCUUUUAUCUAGGAAAUUUAGUUUCCAUUGAGUUAGAAAACAGCAAUAUCAAACUUCUGUGGAAAGAGAACCAGAGGCUGGAGAAGCUGAAAAUUCUCAAUCUUAGUCAUUCUCAUUAUCUAACACAGACCCCAGACUUUUCAAACUUGCCUAAUCUUGAACAACUAGUACUCACUGAUUGUCCAAGGUUGUCAGAGGUUUCCCAUAGUAUUGGACAUCUCAAUAAAGUUCUUCUGAUAAAUUUGGAAGACUGUAUUAGCCUUCGGAGCCUUCCAAGAAGUAUCUAUAAGUUAAAAUCUCUGAAAACACUCAUUCUUUCUGGUUGUUUAAUGAUUGACAAGUUGGAAGAGGACUUGGAACAGAUGGAAUCUUUAACCACCCUGAUUGCAAAUAACACUGCAAUAACAAGAGUUCCUUUUUCAGUAGUAAGGUCAAAAAGCAUUGGAUAUAUUUCCUUGUGCGGCUAUGAAGGAUUCUCACGAGAUGUGUUUCCAUCUAUCAUUUGGUCUUGGAUGUCACCAACAAAUAAUCCCCCAUCCCAAUUUCAAGCAUCUACUGUCAUGUCAUCUCUUGUUCCUUUAGAUGUACCACAUAGUAAUUCCCACGAACUAUCAUCAAUUUCCACAUACCUUCCAAGUCUUCGAUGUCUUUGGGUGGAGUGCAGCUCAGAGCUUCAACUUUCUCAUGAUGCAGCAACAAUUUUGGAUGCCUUAUAUGCCUCAAAUUGUAAGGAAUUGGAACUAGCUGCAACUACAUCACAAGUGUCAAGAAAUUCCUUGAAAUCUAUUUUCAUUCAAAUGGGAAUGAGUUGCCAAGUUGCCACUAUUUUAAAAGAGAAAAUUGUACAGAAUAUGACUGUCGAGGGGUGUGGUGGUUGUUUGUUCCCUGGUGAUAGUUAUCCAGAUUGGUUAAACUUCAAUUGCGAAGGUUCGUCUGUAACUUUUGAAGUCCCUCAAGUGGAAGGGCGUAACUUGAAGACAAUGAUGUGUAUUGUCUAUACUUCAACCCCAAAUAACAUUAUAUCAGAUGGCCUUAAAAACUUGAUGGUGAAAAAUUUCACAAAGGCCACCAUUCAGCUCUACAAGAGAGAGGCAGUAGCCGCCUUUGAAGAUGAGGAGGGGCAGAGAGUAGUAUCAAGUAUAGAACCCGGUAACAAAGUGGAGGUUGUUGUUGUUUUUGAGAACGGUUUCAUUGUGAAGAAUACAAUAGUUUAUCUCAUAUAUGACGAACCGAUUGGCAAAAAUAUGGAGCAAAGUCAUGCAUCAAAGAAGAAUGUUAUUAUUUGUAGUGGUGAUGAAAAUGAAUGCGCUUUGGUGGAUUGAUCAAAAUUUGGUCUUGGGCUUCAUUCUGAAACCUUGAUCUAAAUGCUUUAAGGGUAAAAAGGAUACUUGACUAUUGGUGGUGGAAAUCAGCCAUAUUUUCUAGCAAUCUCAGUAUACUCAAGAAGAGUUUAUCUAUUUGACUGUCUCCUAAAAUCUCUCAAAAGAUGUAUAUGUUGGUUAUCUCAUUGUAAAAUCAUCGCUUAAAAUAAGAGUAUUCUUGUUGUGUUUUCUCUUUUUAACAUUGAACUCCUGCAGUGAAAGGGGCAACAGUGCAUUAGGUAAAUUUUGGAAUAAGAAGUGUAGGACAAGACAAAAAUAAGAAAGAUGCAUGAGGACACAGCAAAUUCAAUAAAAAAAAAUGCAGCAUGCCUACUCGACAACAAAUGCGAACAUACGAGUCAUUAGCCUACUCAAAGUAAGGAGGAAGUUCUCUCACUGCACCAGUUGGAAUUGAGAGUUGGAAAACAUGGCAGAAGUUUGAUCAAUCUGUAUAAUCUUUUGGAGACACCAUACUGCCCGUAUUGUUCCUACAUGUUGUUGUUGAAUUUAGUUCUUAAUGGAAAUGUCAAAAGAAUACAUUAUAUCCUCGUUGAAAAAGAUUGAUAACUUCUUUGAAAUAGUGAAAGAUUGGAAUACCAGAACAUAGAGAGAUCUUGGUCAUACCUGUGACCUCUUUAUCACUCACUCCACUCUUUAACUCCCCCACUCCAGCUACCAACCCAACCUUUAUUUCCGCGACAACCUUGUCUAUUAACUCAAGCUAUUAACAGAAUUGACAUACUAAGUACUAACAAUCUGUGACACUUUCUUUGAAUUUUUAGGAAGCUGUAGGCCAAAAAGUUCCUAUGGAAAAUGGAAGAGUGGGUGUUUCUGGACCUGGAAAAUGUUAUGAAAAAGGGAGACUUAAUGGUAAAAUCCAAAAAUUCAGUGGAAGUUAUAUUGUAAUGCAAAAUUGUUCCCUUUGCUUAUUAUAUAUGGUUGUAAAGUUGGGUAUCAGAAACGUAGAAACAAUACGUUUUUCAUGAAGCAUCAAUUGAUAAAUUAAAUUUGAGGUAUCAUUGGAAGGUGCAAGAAAUGGGAUGCAGUUUGACUAA